AUGUCAGGAACUCAAAAUAAAGUAUUAGGGAAAAGAUCAAAAAAUUCAAAUGUACCAGAAUUAGAAGUAGUAGCAUUGGGUAAUAGAAAGAAACCAGUUCCAUUGAUAAAUACUAGUAAUUUAAGUAGUGCUGGUAAAUUGAUGGAAUAUGAUGAAAAGAUAAAUACUCCUUCUUCUGGAUCAAAUACACCCGACUCUAUACUAAAGAAACAAAAGGUUGGUGAUGUUGUUGUUCAACCACCUAUCUUUGGUGGUGGUGGUGGUACAACUGUUCCUCCACCUUUAUUGGUUCCAUCAUUACAACAGGCUAGUAGUAGUCCAUCACCGAAUCAUUCAUCUCAACAACAACAACAAUCUCAACAACCACCAUCAAUACCAAUAAGAACCCCACCAAUACCACCACACCUAUUACAACAACAAAUUCAACAAAGACAAAAUAACCAUAAUAAUAAUAAUAAUAAUAAUCACAAUCAUAAUCAAAAUAAUCAAAAUAAUAAUCAUAAUCAUGAUAUGGAUUCAUCAUCAUCAUUAAUUGAACUAAUUCAAUCAAUUGAAAAUGAAAAAGAUGGAGUUAAAGCAACAAAGAUUGUAAAGUCAAUAUUGGUAGCAAUGAAAUCACAUUUGUUGACUAGUAGUAUACCUUCGUCACAUUUGUUUAGUGGUGAUGCCGACAAAUCACCCUAUGUAUUGUUUUUGCAAAUGGUCAAACGCAACACAUCCAUCUUUCAAAUACCAGAUGUUUUGGACAUGCUCCUUGGACUGUAUAGACGCGAUCCAACUCAAAUGGCACAACCACAGGCAAAAAAGAAUAUUCUGGUCCAGGUGUUUGCAAGUGUUGUCUUGUUUGCCGCCUAUGAACAUGUGCCAGACUGGCCUGCCACCUUUUUCUACAUCUAUUCAGACGAUGCUAUUGGUGAUCGUCUUUGGGUUGAUGAUAUCAAUUGUAAACCAUUUUGUCAAUCCAUUCAAUCAUCUUUACCAAAUAGACAAUCAAACCAAAGUAAUCAACAACAAACUAGUCAACCAACUACAACAACAACAUCAUUUAAACCAUCACCUCCACCAGUAUUACCAACUAUUCCAAACAAUUCGAAUAAUACAAAUACAAAUACAAAUAAUAAUAAUAAUAUGGUAGAUUCAGAUGAAGAGAUUGAAGAAGAGAUUAUAUCAUCAUCGACAACUGUAAUGAUUCAAUCUUCAACACCAACAUCAACGUCAUCAGUUCCAAGAUCAAAAUUUCAACAUUGUCAUUUGGAAAUUGUAAGAUAUAUUAUACAAACUAUUAAAUCAUUCAAUGCUGCAUUUAAUCCUCGUGGAUUACUUAGGUUAUUGUUAUUGACCGUUGGAUUUAAAGAGUCACGUGCAGAGGGUGCACAACUCAUCGAGCAACUAUUGACCAACCAAAAUGUAUUCAGGGCGGCCAAAGAAUACUUGCAGGCAUUGUUACACAAUUGUUGUGAGAAUUCACCAGAGGAUAUUAGGGCUGUGCAAAUCUUGAUGCGUGUUCAAGUACAUAGCAGCGUGUCGACUGAUAUCAUCCCAACACUACUCGGAAACAACAGUGCCUAUGCAAGCAUUGCACUGAGACAAGCUGUCGAGUUGGAGCUGGAAAUGCCAGGUACGGGAGCCGGUGCAGGUGCCAAAGGUGCCAGUGCGGCAAGUACAGUGGGUGGCAAGUCCCGUCUAUCCAUUAUAUUCAAGCAUAUGUUACCGUUGCGUGCCGAAGAAGAGUUGGCAUCGAUCAUUAAAGAAUUGUGUGUUCGUGAAGACUAUGCCGUCAAAGUAGUGUCGAGAAUGAUCAUUCGAAAGAUUAUCAAACAAUUUCCAGCCAUCAAUAUGCCACAUUUCUGUAACCAGUUGACCGACAUCUCCAAAGAUGAGCAGUAUCUUGGUCGUGAUCCAAUGGUCAAAGAAAGAUGGGCUCAUAAUCUAGUACAUGCAAUGUGUCAAGUAUUAUUACUCAUUCCAUCAACAACUAUUCCUGGAUCACAAACCACCAAUCCCAAUACCACCAACACACCUACCCCAAAUCAAGCAGCAGCAACAACAACAACUCAACAAACUGAACGUGACAUGUCAAUCAUUCGAUCACAAAUAUCAACCAUCACAGACACCACAACAACCUGGUGUGCCAAUUUAUUUAAUCUAUUUAUAUCAUCACCAACUGAUAUUAUUGAUAUGAUUAAACGUAUAUUAUUUUUAGAACCAAUUAAUACUUAUUUUCCAACAACAAUAACAAUAAUUGAUUCAGAUAGAGUAUCAUAUAGAAUAUUAUCAAAUGAAAUUCAAAUACAAGAGAAUUUUGGUGUUGGUGUACAGUUUAGUAGUGCCAAUGUUGGUGGUGAUGUGUUGGUAUUGUCAGAGAUUGGUGCUAUUGGCCAGGUGCGUGUGUCCAAUGCUCAGCUAUUCUGGCAGGCUGUCAUUAUAGUCUGCUUUAUCGUUUGUUUGAGCCCUUCUACUGUCGGAAAGGUGUUUUGGCAGGCCUGUCCAACCAUCCGUACCGUUCUCGAGAUGAUUGUCACCCGGCUAUGGAGAUUCCCUCCCUACGCAGCCAAGUCCAUCUCGCCUGCUCAAAUCCAGGCUCUUGACCAAGCUGCACAUGCCAAGGAACAAGAGAUCUUGGCCGUGUUGGCUGAACACCAACAAUCUACCGGUGGACCCAUCAUCAUACUCGAUAUCCCCGGAUGUGCAAGACAACCACCCAACGAAGUAGUAGAGCGUCUCGUACGACUAGACAAUGAUCUUCACAUGUCCUAUCUGCUCUGUCAAAGUAGACAACCAGACUUCUUGCUUGAAAUUAUGGCCUCUCAAGAGAGCAGAACUUCUUUGCAAUGGUUGGUACAAAUCAUUCAUACUGACCCUCGCACACUCGAUAUUCUACCACCCAUGUGUCUUGCUGAAGUACUUUUAAUGGCCGACCACUCAUCAGUUGCACCCAUAGCAGCCAAGAUUGUCAAUCGUAUAGGUACACUCAUUACCAAUAGCGCCACAUCGACACUUGAAUUUAUUAAAUUCUUUUUCACCAAUCUUUCAUCUCCAUCUCAUCAAAUACGUCAUUCUACUCGUGUUGCUAUUGCUUCUUUACCUCAUCUAAAGUCUCCAGCAACAACUACAACAACAACAACGACAAUGACAAAUAUGUUUGGUAUUGAUUUGAUUGGAUCGAUUGGUCGUAUACCAACUCAAUUACCUUGGUUUGAUCAAGUUGCUGAUACCAUCUAUCACGCACUUUUGAAAGCACUGUUGGUCGAGACUGACACAUUGGCCAUUCGAUCACACCUCCAAUACCUCUAUGACUAUAGUCUCAAAUCAAACAAUCAACAACAAUCUUCCCUAUCCCUUCACAUUGCCAAAAUCAUUAUCAAUCGUAAAAUCAUCUCUCGAUUCCUUUUAAACGACCCAAUUACAAAACCAAUCAUUCUUGAUUUAUUUGCUAUUUCUUCUCAACUUUAUCAUGAUCAAGAAGAAGUAAAUGAAAAGGAUGAAAAGGAUGAAAAAGUAAAAGAAGAAGAUGAGGAAAUGGAACAAGAGGAAAAGGUGACAAUUACAAAAAAGGAUGGAAAAAUAAUUAAUAUUCCAAAAAUAUUGAUUGAUGCUAUUAUUUAUUCAAUUUGUAAUGUUGGUGAUAGUAGUGGUAGUAGUAGUGGUAGUGGUGACAGUGUUGGUAGUGGUGACAGUAUUGAUAGUCAAGAGAAAUCAAUUAAAAGAAUAACAACCAAUUUAUUGGAAUCAAACAAAUCGUAUAGUCAAAAGAUACUGUAUAGUCAAGAUGUUGUAAUGGAAGCUCUUCAAUCAAAUAAUCAAGUGUUGGUUGACAUGGCAAUUGAACAAUUAGAUGAAUCAACAUUGAUCAACUAUAGUUUAGACUCUCUUACCAUAUCAAGUAAAGCUCGUCAAUCAAUUAAAUUAAUUACAAACAACAGUAAAUCUGAGAGAAAAGGUUUAAAUGGUGAUGAACCAAAAAAGAAAAAGAAAUCAUCAAUAUUAUCAACUUUUGGAAAUUCAAUCAAACAACAAGAACAGCAACAAGACAUUGAAUUAAUCAAGGAAAAGAAAUCAAUUAAUCAACCAUCAACAACAACAACAAAGACAAGUGUAGUUGGUCAACAUGUCUCAUCUUCAUCCUCCUCAUCAAGAACAAAUCAUUUAAAUCUAAAAGAAAUCAUUAGAGAUACACCAAUAGAUUUAUUAGAAGAAAUAUUGGGUAAAUUAUUUGGAAAUCUAUUCUUCACUAACAGAGUUGGAGGAGUUGGAUCAUCAUCAUCGACGGUACCAGUUUUAAACAAUUUGAUUCAAUCAUUGAUAGAAUCAAUUGAAAAUCUACCAAAUGAUCAUCCAUCGAUUGGAUUGUUAUUGGAUUGGUUGUCAGUGUUGGUCAAUCAGAUGCAACCUGAUCAAUCGAUUGUACUUGUAUAUAAUUUGAUGUUUGGUCUCCCACGCAGACCAUUUUCAACCUUUCUACUAUCCCAUUUUAUCCAUAAAUCAUCUUGGAGUACUCUAUCUGCUUUUGUUCAAUAUCUAUUACGCGACAAUAAUAACUAUAACAAAGAGGAUUCAUUGUCAGAUCAACAAUCAAUCCUAACAUUUAUCAACGCCUAUCAUUGUCAUCCAAGGUCAAGUGCACCCUACUAUUCCGCCAAUCCAUCACAGUUGGUUGACUCGUUGCUUUACCACUUUACAACCUCUUCCAUUUGUCUGUUUGCCAAUCAUAUUGCCAAAGCUCAACAACAAACUAGUUUGUGUCCAUCAUCAUCAUCAUCACCACCAACCAUCAAACGUAGUAUAGUACUAUUAACAUCGGCUGCUCAUAUUUCCCCAAACCAUCUAUCAACUCUUGUUCAUUACCUUUGGCAAAGAAAUAACUGUUCAUCAGCUAGUAAUAGUAAUAGUAAUAGUAAUAUCCUACUACAAUUGUAUUAUAGUUUUCCAAGUACAAUUAAAUCAUUAUUACCAGAAUAUUCACCACCAAUCAUGAUGAUCAAUAACAAUAACAACAACAACGAUGUCAAUAAUAAUAAUAAUAAUGUAAACAUGCCAACCACACAAUUAGAUAUACCUAUACAUAGAGUGAUAUUAAAGAUCUAUGAACCAGAACAACGUAGAGAUGCAUUUAUACUAUUUCAAAAGCUUGCCUAUGAUCAUCCAGAGUUGAUCACCAUUCAUCUGCCAUCAGUGUUGGCUCUAUUUGCAGGACGUAGUUAUAUUGCAUUGGACCAAUUCAUCAUCAAACGCUAUCAUAUUCUCUAUUGCGACAUACUAGAUAUUAUCAAUCUCCUCGGACACUGUGUAUUCUCUAGUCCCCAUCUAGACCAAAUCGUCCAAGAAUACUUUUUAUUCCUAUCCAAUGUCCGUAUACACGUCGAUGAAUUAAUUGCCCUAGUCUGUAAAUUUAUGGAAUUUCUACCAACCUAUCAAAAAUUUAAAAUUGAUAAUGAUAUCAUCAUCAAAAAUAUUGAUCAUCUAGAAUUAAUAUCAAAUAUUUAUCCAAUAUCAAAACAAUCAUUUAUUAAAAUUCAACUUAAUAUUUGUUGUUUUCAUGUAUUAGAUACUAAUAUUCCAAAUAUUAAUAAUCAACAACAACAACAACAAAAUACAAAUAAUAAUAAUUGGUUAAUUCAACAUCAAUUACAAUUAAAUCAAGAUAUUGAAAAAUUGAAAAUAGAUUUACAAGAACAAAUCAAUGUUGGACAACAAGAAAGAUAUAUUAUCAAAUUGGUUGAUGAUAUUUAUGUUUUGGCACAAUUGAUCAACUGUAAUCGUGACAGAGUACGACUGUCAGCCUAUACAUUGCUGAGAGAACUGUUAUUGAGUUCUCCCACCAAAUCGAUAUCUGAUAGAAUCGUUCAAUAUUAUUCGGCCACAUUCUAUAGUCCCAACGCCGAUGUCAUCAAAUCAGCACUCUGCCACGCCGGUACCAUGUUAUUAUUUGCCAAUCACAGUCAAACUAAACUAAUCCAAAGAAUGCUUCAUCACGCUGGCAAAGAAUCAUUACCUGAAAUUAGACGUUUAAUCUUACCAUUUAUUAAAAUUUAUUGUUAA
Messenger RNA from Cavenderia fasciculata, 6039 nucleotides. It is a transcript of the gene ints1, whose product is annotated as integrator complex subunit 1. Gene Ontology annotation, cellular component: integrator complex. Lineage: Eukaryota; Evosea; Eumycetozoa; Acytosteliales; Cavenderiaceae. The transcript is spliced from 6 exons. Bases 1 to 6039 code for a protein of 2012 amino acids. Gene Ontology annotation, biological process: U2 snRNA 3'-end processing. The record is from RefSeq and is a predicted model, not a curated record.